This is a messenger RNA of Talaromyces atroroseus, 675 nucleotides long. RefSeq lists its product as hypothetical. Lineage: Eukaryota; Fungi; Ascomycota; Eurotiomycetes; Eurotiales; Trichocomaceae. The coding region runs from base 1 to 675 and encodes 224 amino acids. Gene Ontology annotation, molecular function: oxidoreductase activity. The record is from RefSeq and is a predicted model, not a curated record. The transcript is spliced from 2 exons.
AUGACCAACUUCAACAUUGAAAUCGUCAGUGACCCAGUGUGCCCCUGGUGCUACAUCGGCAAGAAGAAGCUCGACAAAGCCAUCGAGAUCCACCAGUCUACACACCCAUACGACACCUUUACUAGAACAUGGAAGCCCUUCUAUGUCAAACCUCACUCUCCCGAAAAAGGAGUACCCGUACUUCCAAACUUGAGGAAACAGUACGGAACAAUGAUGGCCAACAUGAUGACCGAGAGAGUGAGAUCAAUUGGCGCCGACGCAGGGAUUAACUUCAAAUUCGAGGGCAAGACGGGCAGAACACGCGACGCCCACCGGCUAAUCCAGCUAGGGAAAACGAAAUCUCCAGAGAUGCAAACUCGAGUUGUGGAAGAGCUCUUCGCGUCAUAUUGGGAAGGAGAGGCAGAUAUCACCAGCCACGAGGAUCUCACCAAGGCUGGUGUAAAAGCAGGGCUUGAUGAGGCGGAAGUGAAGGAAUGGUUAGCAAAUGAUAGGGGAGGAAAGGAGGUAGAUGCCGAGGCCGGCAUGGCGCGAGUUAAUGGAGUACCUAAUUACAGGGUGGGAAAGUACACAGUCAGUGGUGCUCAAGAUCCGGGAGCCUUUCUAAAGAUAUUUCAUAAGAUUAAGGCUAUCGAGAAUGGGGAGCCUGAAGGAUGGGGUUCAUGUGUAGGCCAGUGA